AUGUUCACUGUUGCAACGUUUCUAGUUUUGUUUUUUGUGCAUGACCAAUUGGGGUUUUCAGAGGCACAACUCCAGUUUGGUUUCUACUCAGAAACUUGUCCACCAGCAGAAUCAAUCGUCCGUGACGUUGUUCACCAAGCCGUGACCCGUGACCCUGGAAUUGCUGCUGUCUUACUCCGUCUCCAUUUCCACGACUGCUUUGUCGAGGGGUGUGAUGGGUCAAUUCUAAUCAAACACGACGUAAAUGAUGACGAGAGGUUUGCUUCAGGAAACGCUGGUUUGGGCGGUUUCGAUGUUGUAGACGAGGCCAAGUCAGAGCUUGAGCGUCUUUGUCCUGGUGUUGUGUCUUGUGCCGACAUCCUUGCUCUUGCUGCUAGAGACGCUGUUGCUGAGGCAAAAGGACCUUUUUACAAGCUUCCAACGGGUAGAAGAGAUGGUAAGAUUGCAGCUAUGAGUAACGCUGCUCACUUGCCAGAUGUUGAAGAUUCCAUAAACUCUUUAAAAUCAAAAUUCAGAGAAAAGGGGCUUUCAGAUAAAGAUCUUGUACUUCUUAGUGCUGGUGCACAUACUAUCGGUACAACAGCUUGUUUCUUUGUCAUGCCACGUUUAGAUGCUCAAGAUCCCACGAUAAAUCCAGAAUUCUUCCAAGUUCUGAGAUCAAAGUGUCCCCACGGAGGCGAUGUUAACGUUAGGAUUCCUUUGGAUUGGGAAAGUCAGUUUGUGUUUGACAACCAAAUCUUUCGGAACAUACAAAAUGGCAAAGGAGUAAUUCUAUCGGACUCUGUUUUGUACCAAGACAAUAAUAUGAAGAGAAUCAUUGAUUCGUACGUUAGAACUAACCAGAGUUCGAAAGCUAAUUUUGCUGCGGAUUUUGCUAGAUCUAUGGUAAAGAUGGGUGCCAUUGGGGUGAAGAUCGGUGUUCAAGGAGAGAUCAGACGCAUCUGCAAUGCUACAAAUUAG
Messenger RNA from Microthlaspi erraticum, 960 nucleotides. NCBI's taxonomy places the organism in Eukaryota, Viridiplantae, Streptophyta, Magnoliopsida, Brassicales, Brassicaceae. The record is from the annotation of a GenBank genome assembly.